AUGCCGACGCUGGAAGCUUCCUUGCCAGCUCCACGCCUACGUAUAAAGGUGAUGGAAUACGAGGAAAAAGGAAUCCCGCUUGUCGUCCGCGGAUUUCAUAAGCUGCCUGGCUGGGAGGACGCCCUGUUCACCCCUGAGUGGUUGCUCGAACACUCCACUGGAUUGAACGAAACAAUCAGUGUGCGAAAUGUGUACGACAAGCGGGACAGUGAAAUGCCGCUGCCUGAAUUCAUUGAGCGCUGCAAGAACAUCACAGAUAUUGUACCCGGAGGCACGCAGAAAGAGAGAUAUUACGGAAAAGACGGCAUAUGUCCCGAACAAUGGGAGGCUUGGCUAUCAUCCUCUGGCGUCGUACCCAAGCAAAUUCUACCUUUCAGCGGUGACGACGCCUUUCGUUUCAUACCGAAACAAUGUCGUGCAGAAACUUUGAUGACCUACUUCGGGGUCGGAGGAACCGGAACACCUUGUCACAAAGAUCUGUGUGCAAGUGUUGGACAGAAUCUCAUGGUGCAUACAGAGAACGAAGGCAGCGCCGUAUGGUACAUGACUUUACGGGAGGACGCCACGAGCGUCAGCCAGUACUUUCGAUCCCUUGGCCAAGAGGUUGACCUUGAGACCCACGUCGCCUCCGAACUGGAAUUAAAAGUUGCACCGUUCAAAGUAUACAUGCAUCGUCAAGAACGGGGGGAUCUCAUUUGCGUACCGCAGAAAUCCUGUCACCAGGUAAUCAACGAAGGCGGGAUAUCCAUCAAGCUCUCCUGGAGUCGCAUGAUCCUCUCCAGCUUGGUUAUGGCGUAUGAGAGCGAAUUGCCUAUCUAUCAUAGAGUCUGCCGUCCGGAGAUCUAUUCCGUCAAGCACCUCAUUCAUGGCGCAGUCAUGAGUGGCACAAAGAGUCUGUCAGAAGCCCUGUCUGAAUCCGAUGGCGAUGUCACCUCCAGGGUGUGCGCCAUGCGUGACAGGCUGAAACCACUGGUGAAUGCGUACACUGAGAUAAUUGUUGAAGGAUGGGAUCCUCAACGCAAAGGAGAGCCUCAAACAUGGGAUCCAGAUGGGCAGACCCGGAUAUCUUGCGAUUUCUGUGGUGCUGAGAUUUUCCAGUCCUAUUUUGAGUGCCGAGAAUGUGACCAGGAGAAAAAGGAGUCAGUUAGCAUUUGCUCUACAUGCUACGUUGAAGGACGAUCUUGCGUUUGUGACUUCAUGGAACCCGUCACAGUUCAGCCCUUUUCGCUCUUGCUCUCAGUUCGAAAUAAGGCAGUUGAUGUUCUGAAUCGCUGUCUGACAGAAGAAGAGCAGUUAAUACCUGACUACACGCACGCGUAA
Messenger RNA from Dacryopinax primogenitus, 1320 nucleotides. RefSeq lists its product as uncharacterized. NCBI's taxonomy places the organism in Eukaryota, Fungi, Basidiomycota, Dacrymycetes, Dacrymycetales, Dacrymycetaceae. The record is from RefSeq and is a predicted model, not a curated record. Bases 1 to 1320 code for a protein of 439 amino acids. Gene Ontology annotation, cellular component: cytoplasm. The transcript is spliced from 8 exons.